Messenger RNA from Branchiostoma floridae (Florida lancelet), 1114 nucleotides. RefSeq lists its product as uncharacterized. Lineage: Eukaryota; Metazoa; Chordata; Leptocardii; Amphioxiformes; Branchiostomatidae. The record is from RefSeq and is a predicted model, not a curated record. The transcript is spliced from 3 exons. Bases 659 to 1114 code for a protein of 151 amino acids.
CGUAGGGCUGGACUCCCUGCGUCCCUUCGUAGACGCGGCGGCGUUUAGUGGACACAGAGUGGUGUACAUGAAGGUGAGAACGGACCGGGGUGUGACCACGGACCGGGCCCAGGUGAGGGAGGUGCUCGGGAGAGUUCGGGAAACGGAAGAACCAGCGAUCAUCCUGCACUGUGACACACACGUCACAAGGGACGUGUUGGACGAGGUUAGUAUGGCACCAGUUCUCCUUUAUUCGAAGGGUUACCUAUAUCCGUUGUGUGGGUAUGACGCAGUUCUUCUUUAUCCGAAGGGUACCCUAUAUCCGUUGUUUUAAAAACAAGUGGACAAUGGUUUAAAACUGCGCUGUUUUGAAAAUAUUGCAGUUCUAAACCACAGUACGUGGCAUUGGCAUUCUCAAAUACAUUUACAAACGGAUAUAGGUCUACCCCACGGAUAAAGGCCAACUGGUGUCAUAGCGUGAUUAGGCCUUGUCGUUCUGACAGAGUGAACAUUCAAAACAAACAUUCUGUAUUUCACACUCUGUUACACAGAUAAAAGUUGUUAUUAUAUAUAUGAUAAGAUAAUGCAAAGUAAACAGUAUACAAGAUGUACAUGCAUAAGACUUCCCAUAUAGCAAAAAUAUACAAAUGUGAAAAUUUAUCAAAAGAGUAAAUGUGACAUGCAGGUAGAAGUGACGUUUUGCUUUCUAUUCCAGGCCAGAAAUUUUGUUCUGCUGCGAGAGGAAACCCACUGGAUCAUAACUAACCUGGACGCUGGUACGAUAGACCUUUCCGCGUACGAGUUGACGAAAGUCAGGCUGACAAGCUUCAGCUUAGUGCCGCUCGCCCAGCGGAAAGCAUCGGUACUGCAAGCUCUCGCUGCCGAUGCCGUUACGACAGUUGCACUAGGGUUAGACCAGAGUAUUGUUCAGGGGAACGACUCUCAGGCCUUGGACUGGGAUCAGAACGGUACCCUGCUAGACCAAAUCAAACAGGUGUCGUUUGAAGGACGGACCGGUUGGGUGUCGUUCAACCAAGGCGGCAGUAGGAGAAACGUGUCGAUUGACGUCAUAGAGAACGAUGGUGGAAACCUUACAAAGGUAAGGCCGAUAAAAAAAUCAAGUAAGCAGUUUUAG